GUUUUCUGCUGACAAUGGCCAUUUCAAAGCGACAGGAUGGCAGGAGGUCAGAAGCUGGUGUUUAUGCUAACCUGAAGACGGGUAUAUAAAGGCUAAUUUUGGAUCGCACUUAAUCUGUUGCUUGUUUUGUCUUUAGAUUCACUUUGAUUAUCAGAAAUUGACUAGAUUUCAAUGAAAACAUCUCUUUUUGGGUUGAAUUUAUUGAAUAACUCAAAACUAUUUUCAAAGAGAUUUCGUUCAUCUAUUCUUCGAUUUGGAAAUCUCAACAAAUACUCUUCAAAAUCCUUUCUACUCAACUCAACCAAUUUUAAACCCUCGCUUCAUAAAUCAAUUUCCUCAUUCAACCAGUACAAUUUAAUAAAAAGACAAAUGAUGUCUACUUUAAAUGCUCCAAAAUCGUUCAGAUUGCCUGAAGUCAUUGAAAACCAUCGUCCAACUUCUUCUCCAGAGUUUGACCCUUCAACUAAUUCAAAUUACUUGAAUUUUAAUGUAUUUGAAACUAGUUUGGAUAUAGCAAUCUUAUUUGACCAAAAAAUCGUUAAAGGUGAUGUAACCUAUAUAUUAUCUUCAAACACAAGUGCUGCCAAUCAAAUUAUUCUUGACACUUCUUUUUUGAAAAUCAAUGGUGUUUCAAUUAACAACCAGGAUUUAGGUUCCAACGAUUAUUUUCUUAAGCAGAGAUCUGAACCAUUAGGCUCUCCAUUAAUUAUAAAUAACAUUGAUAAAGCAAAUUUCAUUGAAGAUAACGAAAUCACUUUAAAGAUCUCUUUUGAAACCACCAAGGACUGCACUGCUUUACAAUUUUUAGAUUCAAAGAACACCGAUGGCAAAGACUACCCCUACUUGUUCUCUCAAUCUGAAGCUAUUCAUUCAAGAUCAAUUUUCCCUUGUUUUGAUACUCCUUCAAUCAAAACCCCAUACAAGAUCAAAGUCACCUCUCCAUUACCAACUUUAACCUCAGCAUUGGUUGAUAAUACAAUUCAUGAAACAGAGAAAACAGAAAACACUUAUUAUUUCUAUCAGCCAAUUCCAAUUCCUGCCUAUCUUUUCGCCAUUGUUAGUGGUAACGUUGUUGGCAAAAAAAUUGGCGAAAGAUCAACCAUAUACUCUGAGCCAAUUAAAAUCGAUGAAUGCGCUAACGAAUUCAAAGAUAACAUUAUGGAAAAUUUUAUCAGAACGAUUGAACAAAUCGUCUUUGACUAUAAAUGGACGAAUUACGAUUUUGUGAUUUGUCCAAUUGCAUUUCCAUAUGGAGGAAUGGAAAACCCUCAAUUAACAUUAGCCAAUUCAACCAUUAUUUCUGGUGAUGGUGAAAAUAUCGAUGUCAUUGCUCAUGAAUUGGCUCAUUCAUAUUCAGGUAAUUUAGUAACAAACUGCUCUUGGGAACAUUUUUGGUUAAAUGAAGGUUGGACUGUUUAUCUCGAAAGAAGAAUUAUUGGUGCAAUUCAUGGUGAGGCCUCCAGACAUUUUAGUGCUAUUAUUGGCUGGAGUGAUUUGGAAACCUCAAUCAAAGCAAUGGAAAACAAAAACCAAUUGCAUUUUUCAAAAUUAAUUCAAAAUUUGAAAAACAAUAAAGAUCCAGAUGAUGCUUUUAGUACUGUUCCUUAUGAAAAGGGUUUUAAUUUGUUAUUUUAUUUAGAAAACUUACUAGGUGGUGUUGAAAAUUUUGAUCCAUUUAUCAAAUAUUAUUUUAAUAAGUUUAAUGAAAAAUCAUUAGACACCUACCAAUUUAUUGAUACAUUAUAUGAAUUUUUCAACACAAAGAAAUAUCAUGACUUGUUAAAUUCAAUUGACUGGGAAACUUGGUUAUAUAAAGAAGGUUUACCUCCAAAACCCAAAUUUGAUACAUCGUUAGUCAACAAAUGUUACGAUUUAUCAGACAAAUGGAUUAAAUUUAUUUUAGAUAAUAACAAAACCAACAAAAUUUUAAAAUUUGAUGAUUUUUAUAAAAAAUUUAAUAUUAAUGAUGUUGAAGAAUUUUCGUCAAAUCAAAAUGUUGUCUUUUUGGAUACUUUAACUGGAUUUAAUGAAAAAAUUGAUAAAUUUCAAUGGUCGAAUACUUUAAAUGGGCAAAUAGCAUUGAAAGCAAUGAAAAAAAUUUAUAGUAACUAUGAAAAAUCAGGUAAUGCAGAAGUUAUAUUUAGAUGGUAUAGAUUGUUAUUAACAGGUAGAAUCAAAGAAGAUUAUCAGACUUUUGCAGAUUGGUUAGGAACCGUUGGUAGGAUGAAAUUCGUUAGACCAGGAUAUAUUUUAUUAAAAGAAUGUGAUGAACAAUUAGCAAUUGAAACCUUUGAAAAAUUUAAAAAUAAUUAUCAUCCAAUUUGUGUUGCACUCGUUAAAAAGGAUUUAGGUAUUUAAGAUAGUGAUAUCAUGGCUCAUGACUAUAAUAAGACAAAAUUAAUUGCAUAUAAUUUUUUUUACUUUUUUUAUGGUUGACGAUAUUUUAAACAAUUAUGAUGAAACUAUUAUAUUUAUUUAAAUUACAUUAAAAUAAUUCAAUAAAUAUAUACAAUAUACAAUAUAUGAUAUACAACAUAUGAUAUACAACAUAUAAUAUACAACAUAAUGAUAAUAUGCGAG
Messenger RNA from Ascoidea rubescens DSM 1968, 2580 nucleotides. It is a transcript of the gene LAP2, whose product is annotated as bifunctional aminopeptidase/epoxide hydrolase. The record is from RefSeq and is a predicted model, not a curated record. Gene Ontology annotation, cellular component: cytosol. NCBI's taxonomy places the organism in Eukaryota, Fungi, Ascomycota, Saccharomycetes, Ascoideales, Ascoideaceae. The transcript has a single exon. Bases 370 to 2358 code for a protein of 662 amino acids. Gene Ontology annotation, molecular function: metallopeptidase activity; epoxide hydrolase activity; zinc ion binding. Gene Ontology annotation, biological process: proteolysis.